This is a messenger RNA of Zalophus californianus (California sea lion), 3965 nucleotides long. It is a transcript of the gene HDAC5, whose product is annotated as histone deacetylase 5. The coding region runs from base 563 to 3883 and encodes 1106 amino acids. Gene Ontology annotation, molecular function: histone deacetylase activity. The record is from RefSeq and is a predicted model, not a curated record. Gene Ontology annotation, cellular component: histone deacetylase complex. NCBI's taxonomy places the organism in Eukaryota, Metazoa, Chordata, Mammalia, Carnivora, Otariidae. The transcript is spliced from 28 exons. Gene Ontology annotation, biological process: chromatin organization; negative regulation of transcription by RNA polymerase II.
AUUUUUAGCUCUGGGUCGGGUCACGUGACGGGAGUGACGUCUCCGAAUGUUGUUGUUGGUGGCGGCGGCGAGCGGAGCCGGAGGAGCCGCCGCAAAGAUGGAGGAGCCGUCGAGGAGGCGCUGCCGCUGCUGCCGCCGCCGCUGCUGCCGCCGCCGCCCGCGAAGCCGGAGCUCGAGCCGCAGGGGGGAUGCCGUUCUGAGUGCCUGACUGCCUCACCCCGAAGGAUGGCCUCUGAUGGGCAUUAGAGGCACAGCAGCCCCGGGCUCCUGUCCCGUCCGUCUGUCUGUUAUCGUCUGUCUCUCUUGACAUCACCGCAGCUCCACCCCCUCCCAUCCCAGCCCCCAACGCCAGCUUCCUGUGGGCCCAGAGCCGGCAUGAACUCUCCCACCGAGUCGGGAGGCAGUGGGCUGUGGUGGUUAGCACUCAGACUGGAGCCUCAGACAUCCCGGCCUUACCAUUUAAGCAGCCGUAUGACCUAGAGUGAGUGACUGCAUCUCUCUGCCUCAGUUUCCCCACCUGCACCUAUCUCCUGAGGUCAUCGUGCAGAGUAAACGAGAUGGGAUGUCAGGCCGGGAACCAUCCUUGGAAAUCCUGCCUCGGACCCCUCUACACGGCAUCCCUGUGGCAGUGGAGGUGAAGCCGGUGCUGCCCGGAGCCAUGCCCAGCGCCGCGGGGGGCGGGGGGGGAGGCAGCCCCAGCCCCGCGGAGCUGCGGGGGGCUCUGGCAGGCCCCGUGGACCCCGCGCUGAGGGAGCAGCAGCUGCAGCAGGAGCUCCUGGCCCUGAAGCAGCAGCAGCAGCUGCAGAAGCAGCUCCUGUUCGCCGAGUUCCAGAAACAGCACGACCACCUGACACGGCAGCAUGAGGUCCAGCUGCAGAAGCACCUCAAGCAGCAGCAGGAGAUGCUGGCGGCCAAGAGGCAGCAGGAGCUGGAGCGGCAGCGGGAGCAGCAGCGGCAGGAAGAGCUGGAGAAGCAGCGGCUGGAGCAGCAGCUGCUCGUCCUGCGAAACAAGGAGAAGAGCAAAGAGAGUGCCAUCGCCAGCACUGAGGUGAAGCUGAGGCUCCAGGAAUUCCUUCUGUCGAAGUCGAAGGAGCCCACGCCAGGCGGCCUCAACCAUUCCCUCCCACAGCAUCCCAAAUGCUGGGGAGCCCACCAUGCUUCUUUGGACCAGAGUUCCCCUCCCCAGAGUGGCCCCCCUGGGACGCCUCCCUCCUACAAACUGCCUUUGCUUGGGCCCUAUGACAGCCGCGAUGACUUCCCCCUCCGCAAAACAGCCUCCGAACCCAACUUGAAAGUGCGUUCGAGGCUAAAGCAGAAGGUGGCUGAGCGGAGAAGUAGUCCCCUCCUGCGUCGCAAGGAUGGGACAGUCAUUAGCACCUUUAAGAAGAGAGCUGUUGAGAUCACCGGUGCUGGGCCUGGGGUGUCGUCCGUGUGUAACAGCGCGCCAGGCUCCGGCCCCAGCUCUCCCAACAGCUCCCACAGCACCAUUGCUGAGAAUGGCUUUACUGGCUCAGUCCCCAACAUCCCCACCGAGAUGCUCCCCCAGCACCGGGCCCUCCCUCUGGACAGCUCCCCCAACCAGUUCAGCCUCUACACGUCUCCCUCUCUGCCCAACAUCUCCCUAGGGCUGCAGGCCACAGUCACUGUCACCAACUCACACCUCACCGCCUCCCCGAAGCUGUCAACGCAGCAGGAGGCCGAGAGGCAGGCCCUCCAGUCCCUGCGGCAGGGUGGUGCACUGACGGGCAAGUUCAUGAGCACAUCCUCCAUCCCUGGCUGCUUGCUGGGCGUGGCGCUGGAGGGCGACACCGGCCCCCACGGGCAUGCCUCCCUGCUGCAGCACGUGCUGCUGCUGGAGCAGGCUCGGCAGCAGAGCACCCUCAUUGCUGUGCCACUCCACGGGCAGUCCCCGCUGGUGACAGGUGAACGUGUGGCCACCAGCAUGCGGACAGUGGGCAAGCUCCCGCGGCACCGGCCGUUGAGCCGCACUCAGUCGUCCCCGCUGCCCCAGAGCCCCCAGGCCCUGCAGCAGCUUGUCAUGCAGCAGCAGCACCAGCAGUUCCUGGAGAAACAGAAGCAACAGCAGCUGCAGCUGGGCAAGAUCCUCACUAAGACUGGGGAGCUGUCACGGCAGCCCACCACCCACCCUGAGGAGACGGAGGAGGAGCUGACGGAGCAGCAGGAGGCCUUGCUUGGGGAGGGCGCCCUGACCAUCCCUCGAGAAGGCUCCACGGAGAGUGAGAGCACGCAGGAAGACCUGGAGGAGGAGGAGGAGGAGGAGGAAGAGGAGGAGGAGGAGGAGGAGGAGGAGGACUGCAUCCAGGUCAAGGAUGAGGAGGGCGAGAGUGGCCCUGAGGAGGGGCCCGACUUGGAUGAGUCCGGUGCUGGUUACAAAAAGGUGUUCUCCGAUGCCCAGCAGCUGCAGCCACUUCAGGUGUACCAGGCACCCCUCAGCCUGGCCACUGUGCCCCACCAGGCCCUGGGCCGCACCCAAUCCUCACCCGCUGCCCCUGGGGGCAUGAAAAGCCCCCCAGACCAGCCCGCCAAGCACCUCUUCACCACAGGUGUGGUCUACGACACGUUCAUGCUGAAGCACCAGUGCAUGUGUGGGAACACACACGUGCACCCUGAGCACGCUGGCCGGAUCCAGAGCAUCUGGUCCCGGCUGCAGGAGACGGGCCUGCUUAGCAAGUGUGAGCGGAUCCGGGGUCGCAAAGCCACACUGGAUGAGAUCCAGACGGUGCACUCCGAAUACCACACCCUGCUCUAUGGGACCAGCCCCCUCAACCGACAGAAGCUGGACAGCAAGAAGCUGCUCGGCCCCAUCAGCCAGAAGAUGUACGCCAUGCUGCCUUGUGGGGGCAUUGGGGUGGACAGUGACACUGUGUGGAAUGAGAUGCACUCCUCCAGUGCUGUGCGCAUGGCAGUGGGCUGCCUGGUGGAGCUGGCUUUCAAGGUGGCCUCAGGAGAGCUCAAGAACGGAUUUGCCAUUAUCCGGCCCCCAGGACACCAUGCGGAGGAGUCGACAGCCAUGGGAUUCUGCUUCUUCAACUCUGUAGCCAUCACAACCAAACUCCUGCAGCAGAAGCUGAACGUGGGCAAGGUUCUCAUCGUGGACUGGGACAUUCACCACGGCAAUGGCACCCAGCAGGCGUUUUACAAUGACCCCUCUGUGCUCUACAUCUCCCUGCAUCGCUAUGACAACGGGAACUUCUUUCCAGGCUCUGGGGCUCCUGAGGAGGUUGGCGGAGGGCCGGGCGUGGGGUACAAUGUGAACGUGGCAUGGACGGGAGGUGUGGACCCCCCCAUCGGAGACGUGGAGUACCUAACGGCCUUCAGGACAGUGGUGAUGCCCAUUGCCCACGAGUUCUCACCUGACGUGGUCCUGGUCUCUGCCGGGUUUGACGCUGUUGAGGGACACCUGUCUCCAUUGGGUGGCUACUCUGUCACCGCCAGAUGCUUUGGCCACUUGACCAGGCAGCUGAUGACGCUGGCAGGGGGCCGGGUGGUGCUGGCCCUGGAGGGAGGCCAUGACUUGACCGCCAUCUGUGAUGCCUCUGAGGCCUGUGUCUCAGCUCUGCUCAGCGUGGAGCUGCAGCCCUUGGACGAGGCAGUCUUGCAACAAAAGCCCAACAUCAACGCAGUGGCCACGCUAGAGAAAGUCAUCGAGAUCCAGAGCAAACACUGGAGCUGCGUCCAGAGGUUCGCCACUGGUCUAGGCCGUUCCCUGCGGGAGGCCCAGGCAGGUGAGACGGAGGAGGCAGAGACUGUGAGCGCCAUGGCCUUGCUGUCGGUGGGGGCUGAGCAGGCCCAGGCUGCUGCAGCCCGGGAGCACAGCCCCAGGCCGGCAGAGGAACCCAUGGAACAGGAGCCUGCCCUGUGACGCCCUGGCCCCCAUCCCUCUGGGCUUCAUCAUUGUGAUUUUGUUUAUUUUUUCUAUUAAAAACAAAAAGUCACACAUUCAA